UCAAGCUCUAUCAUAGUCUAAAGUUUCAAGACAACUUUGUUUUCUUUUACCAAGAAAGACAUAGCUUCGAUAUAGAAAAAUGAGAGUCUCAUUCAUUUUUAAUUUCAAAGCGUACAUAUUUUUCCAGCCAUAUUUUCAUCAAAUGUGAGGGCAAGAGAGUGGGAAAGUAAUGCCCGAGCAUAUUUCAAAUUGUUGCCAAACAUCGGCUAAUGUAACAUGAUAGCAAAGAAUGCUUCAAAUGUCACCGUUUAUUUAAGAAAAUAAGUUUUUGUUAAUAUUGGAAGAAGAGUGAAGUCAAGUGGCGCAAUUGCUCAAUGUGGAGAGUAGUUUUUUUUGUCUACUUGAUCGAUCGGGCUGCCUGUUCACCUUCCUUCGUCGUCUUCUUAUUCAUUAUCUCACAUCACCAACAUACACUUUCAAAGAGAGAUGUUGGAAUUGGAAAGUAAAAAUCUCUGACCAUUUUGGUAAACAACUCGAUUCUUUGAUUCUGUUGUUGCAUUAGUUGUUGUAAUAGCAGCCAUAUGUCACGCAGCGUUCUAUUUUGUUUCUCAUACUUUAAGUUAAUUUUCAAUCGUUCUUCGCUAAAUUUUCUUUCAUCUGUUGGAGUUCUUUUGAAAGAUCGUUCAUUGCUGACUUCAAAAUAUGAUCGACAUCAGUUGCCAUCGAUGUAAUUGAGAACGAAGGAGGAAAUACCGUUUUGUUACAUUGAACCUAGAAAUUAAUUUGAGGCCGGAUCGAGUGAUAGCUUCAAUUGCACAACGCUUCCGACCACUAUGUGGACGAUAAGCGAUUGAUAUAAAGCGAAAUGAUCAAUCCUAGAAGAGCAAGCUUGAUCCAGCGUAUUGAUCAACGAGAGAAAUAGUAUAAAGACACACCUUCAAGGAAUACUGCGAACCAUUUGUCGAUCUCUUCUCCCUGUCCUUAUCAUCGAUCGUCACUUUUCCGACGUCUCUCGUUUCUCAGCAAUGAUGAGAUCAUUUCCGAAUGAUUCCUUUUUUCCUCAUGCUACCCUGUCGAUAUCAAUCAAAUCAUCAGUCACACUCAAGCACAUGAUGAUACACUCUGGUGUAUCGAUGAUGUGCAUGUGACACCACACCAUAUUUCACAUAUCGUUUUCACAAGUGGUUCGACUGGUACGCCUAAAGCCGUAAGUUGUCCCACAAAAUGAGUCGAAAUGGAAAUAUCUUUUGUUUUCUUCUCAAUACAAUAAUAGGUUCGUCUUCGUCAUCGCAAUUUUGUUUCAUACAUUCGUUCGUACAUCAUUCAGCCGACUGAUGUCAUUCUUAAUCAUACCUCAGUCACAUUUGAUGCACAUCUUGGAGAAAUUGCUGGUACACUGAUGAUGGGAGGUCAAGCAGUUUUACUUCCUCCUGAUGGCGAUCUCGAUAUGAGUAUCUUUUGUUCAACAAUCUCUCGUCAUCAAGUGACCUAUUUAGGCGGAGUACCAUCUCUUUUUCACAUGCUAACAGAGUUUAUAACAAUAGCAGAUGAGAAAAACUGUUUGAAGACACUUCAAUGCAUUUCUUCUGGAGGAGAAUCACUUUUGUCAACUGUUGCACGGGAUCUCCUCUCCUAUGUCAAUGAACAUUGUCGUUUCUACAACUAUUACGGACCUGCAGAAUGUACAGAAGCAGCAAUUGAAUAUCGAGUUACCGGCGUUGAAGGUGCGCAAAAAUAUGUGCCUAUUGGACGGCCAAUGUCCAAUGUUCAUGUCUAUCUCUUAGAUGAGUAUGGUCAGCCUGUGAUACCUGGUAUGCAACAAGGUGAAAUUGUCAUUGGAGGUAAGUUUUUGUGA
Rotaria sp. Silwood2 is the source of this 1795-nucleotide messenger RNA. Lineage: Eukaryota; Metazoa; Rotifera; Eurotatoria; Philodinida; Philodinidae. The record is from the annotation of a GenBank genome assembly.